UUGCUCUCGCUUCAGAUAAAGCGGCAUGCACGCCCCCGCAGUGGAUUUUGUCCGGGGAGAAUGCGUUAAGAGUCAGGCGAGGACAGCUGGAAGUUAAUUUGUGACAACACUUUGAACAGCUUCAGGUUUUAACCGACAGCACAAUGGCAGGACUCAAGUACUUGAGCGGGUUUGGGAACGAAUUCUCCUCUGAAGACCCCCGCUGUCCUGGAUCUUUACCUGAAGGACAGAACAGUCCUCAGGUCUGUCCCUACGGUCUUUAUGCUGAGCAGCUCUCUGGCUCUGCCUUCACCUGCCCGCGGCCAGCCAAUAAGAGGAGCUGGUUGUACCGCAUCUUGCCGUCUGUCAAACAUAAGCCUUUUACCCCUCUGCCCUGUGGAAAUCUAACGGAGAACUGGAACGAAGUGGAGCCUGACCCAAACCAGCUGCGAUGGAUGCCAUUCACCAUCCCCAAAUCUACAGACAAGAAAGUGGACUUUGUGGCUGGUCUGCACACUGUCUGCGGUGCUGGAGAUGCCAAAUCCCGCAACGGCAUUGGCAUCCACAUCUACACCUGCAACACCUCCAUGGCUGACAGGUGCUUCAACAACUCAGACGGAGACUUUCUGAUUGUCCCCCAGCAGGGUGAGAUCUUGAUCACCACAGAGUUCGGGAAAAUGAUGGUCGAGCCAAACGAGAUCUGUGUCAUCCAGCAAGGGAUGCGCUUCAGUGUGGAUGUGUUCGGAGAAACCAGAGGGUAUAUACUGGAGGUGUACGGGGCCCAUUUUGAACUGCCUGACCUGGGACCCAUAGGAGCCAAUGGUCUGGCCAACCCAAGAGAUUUCCUGUGUCCAGUUGCCUGGUACGAGGAUCGCAAGCCGGCCGCGGGUUACACCGUCAUCAACAAGUACCAAGGAAAGCUUUUUGCCUGCCAACAGGAUUUCUCUCCUUUCAAUGUGGUGGCUUGGCAUGGGAACUACACACCAUACAAAUACAACCUGAAGAAUUUCAUGGUUAUCAACUGUGUGGCCUUCGACCAUGCGGAUCCAUCGAUCUUCACUGUGCUGACUGCCAAAUCCACACGACCAGGUGUGGCCAUUGCUGACUUUGUGAUCUUCCCCCCUCGCUGGGGUGUGGCUGACCACACCUUCCGUCCUCCAUACUACCACCGCAACUGCAUGAGUGAAUUCAUGGGUCUAAUCAAAGGCCACUAUGAAGCCAAAGAGGAGGGCUUUCAGCCAGGAGGGGCCAGUCUCCACAGCAUGAUGACCCCACACGGGCCGGACGCUGAAUGCUUUGAGAAGAACAGCACCGCUCAGCUCAAACCUGAGAGAGUCGCUGAGGGCACCAUGGCUUUCAUGUUUGAAUCAUCCUUCAGUAUGGCAGUGACCAAGUGGGGUCUACAAACAUGCCAGAGGCUUGACAAGAGCUACUACCAGUGCUGGGAGCCUCUUCGUAGCCACUUUAAUCCCAACUGGAAGCCCAGCAAACACUAGAGUAAGAAAGAAUUGACUGACAAUGAUAAAAAUCAGAAUUUCAGUUCAUUAAACGUAACUACAAUGAA
Messenger RNA from Scatophagus argus, 1543 nucleotides. RefSeq names its product homogentisate 1,2-dioxygenase (gene hgd). The transcript is spliced from 14 exons. Lineage: Eukaryota; Metazoa; Chordata; Actinopteri; Scatophagidae. Gene Ontology annotation, cellular component: cytoplasm. Gene Ontology annotation, biological process: L-phenylalanine catabolic process. The record is from RefSeq and is a predicted model, not a curated record. The coding region runs from base 144 to 1475 and encodes 443 amino acids. Gene Ontology annotation, molecular function: homogentisate 1,2-dioxygenase activity.